Python bivittatus (Burmese python) is the source of this 1074-nucleotide messenger RNA. Lineage: Eukaryota; Metazoa; Chordata; Lepidosauria; Squamata; Pythonidae. The record is from RefSeq and is a predicted model, not a curated record.
AUGCUGAUCUGCACCAGCACAGGUCUUAUCAUCCACCAGAGGAUCCACACAGGAGAGAAACCUUACAGAUGUUCUAAGUGUGAAAAAUCUUUUGCUGAUCGUUCAACAUGUGCAAAACAUUUGAGAAUUCACACGGGAGAGAAACCCUAUAAAUGCCCUGAGUGUGGGAAAUGUUUUUCCACAAAAGCAGAGGUGGUGAUUCACCAGAGAAUCCACACGGGAGAGAAACCCUAUAAAUGUACAGAGUGUGCAAAAUGUUUUGCUCAGCAUUCCCAACUCAAAAGCCACCAGAGGAUUCACACGGGGGAAAAACCCUAUCAGUGCUUGGACUGUGGGAAAAAUUUUGCUCACCAAUCCCCUUUUGUGAACCACCGAAGGUACCACACAGGUGAAAAGCCUUACAAAUGCUCCGAGUGUGAGAAGUGUUUUGUCGGACUCUCUGGACUUAGGAGCCAUCAAAGAGUUCAUACAGGAGAGAAACCCUACAAAUGUGUGGAGUGUGAAAAGUGUUUUGCUGCUCGAUCCAGUCUUGUCAGCCACCGGAGACUGCACACGGGAGAGAAACCCUUCCAGUGCCUAGAGUGUGGGAAAUGUUUCUCUGACAGCUCCACUUUUGUGAAACAUAAAAGAGUUCACUCUGGUGAGAAGCCCUACAGGUGUUCUCAGUGUGGGAAAUGUUUUGCUGGACACUCAGCUUAUGCACAACACUUGCGAGUCCACACAGGAGAUAAACCUUAUAAAUGCUUGGAGUGUGGGAAGUGUUUUCCAUAUAGUUCUGACCUUGUGCGACACAAAAGGGUCCACACGGGAGAGAAACCCUACAAAUGUUUGGAAUGUGGGAAAUGUUUUACCAACACCUCAGGUUAUGUCAAUCACCUCAGAGUCCACACAGGAGAGAAACCAUAUAAAUGUUUGGAGUGUGAUAAAUGUUUUGCUUAUUCUUCAGGAUUUACCACCCACCAGAGAAUUCACACUGGAGAGAAACCUUAUAAAUGCUCCAAAUGUAAGAGGUGUUUUGCUGACCGUUCAGCCUUUUCUAGACAUCUUAAAAUUCAUGAGCGGGAGAAAAAAUAG